UAGAAAAGGUUUAUACAAAAAUCAAAAAUGGAGAAUAUCCGUUUGCUGAAGGGAGCUUCCGAAGUGAUAGAUGUGAGGGAAUUCUUUGAAAAAUGGGAUUCUUCUGUGUUACCAUGUCUUGGAAUGGACUAUUCAUCGCAGGAUCCAGAAAGUGAUGCUAUUGCAAAAGAUAUGGGCGUUUCUAUCGAUACGGUUAUGGAACUGAACUCGGUUUGUGGAGUGGAUACCCUGAAGAAUGGUGAUGAACUCCCAGAUAUGACAUUGCUCAAGACUUUCCCAGAUGAUAUUGAUCUCAUGACUGUUAAGAUGCAAAAAAACGAAAUAAUGAAAAGAAACACUAGCAGCAAGUAUAAACAGUUCGUCAUGAAAAAACUGAAAUACAAGACUGUGCAGGAGAAACUCUCUAACUUUGGUAACACUCAUCCCAGUAAUGAUUCAAAGCCAAAUAUUCCAAGUGAAUAUAAGAUUGGACAUGAUGCUUUGCUGGAGCUAAGUAUACACACUGCCAUGUGUAUGGGAGCCAGUCAAAAUAUCCAACCAAAGCUGGGACUUGACCAGAAGUUCCAGGUCCUUGGAAGUCAGCGUCUGUCAGAUCUGCGUGACAAGAUCAGCUGUGUGAAUGACCUGGCGAUAGCUGGGGACUUCAGUGAGAACCCCGACGACAACUCCGGCUUUUAUGCAAAGGAUGUAUACAGAUCAGGCUUUUUCUACAUUGAGGGAGUGUUUUACAACGAUUUGAGAGAAGUUGAUAGUCGUGAUUACAGUAGGGUGAUUAGAAAGUGGGCAGCUGAGGAAGGCCGAGGUAUAGGACAAAUGACGACUCAGAACAUGGAUGAUGCAUUUUUCAUGGACCUCAAAGUUCGGCUCGGGCAGCCAUACCUGUACAUGCACCAGGGAAACUGCGAGCAUAUCAUCAUCUUCAACGACAUACGUCUUUUCCACAAUGAUGAUCUCCAGGACCGCAGAGAGUACCCAAAACUGACGUACAAGAGGACUUACAAACGUUCAAUAUGCCGUGUGUGCGAGAUACAUUCCUCUCGGUGGCUGACCUAUAACAGCAAGCACGCACCUGAUGACCCUUCCUUCUUCUGUGACCAAUGCUUCAGGGCCCUUCACUACGAUAAAGACGGUAAAAAAAUUGGCAACUUCAAGGCUUACAAGUACUUUGAUAAACAAGCAGUGUUAUGAGAAUACAGGACUAAUCUCCCUGGGUAUGAAAUACAUGCAGGCCAAUAUGCAAUUCUUGAAGGUAUUCAAGGACUUUGAAGCCAACCAGCUAAAGCUUCCUUCCAAUAUUGGAGCAACAACACAUCAGGGUCCACUGCUUCAAAAGAAUACUUGUUGGUUGUCAUUAAUCUGAAGCUAAUAUUUUUGUACCACAUACAAUUCUUUUGUGUCAUCUCUGUGUAGCCCACACCAGAGAGCUGAAGGUGAUAUCAAGGGGUCCGGAACAGGUGCCUGUUAUCCGGCAAAAUCGUCCCAAAGUACUAGUCAUUCAAGUAUUUUACAAAAUAUUCUGCUUUGUGCAUUUGUUGGUCUCAAGUAUAGCUCUCAGUUUUUGUUACUUGGUAAGCAGGUACAAUAAACAGAAACUAAGUGGAAUUACUUUAUGCUUAAUUUGUCCAAAAUUGAUUCCAAGUAUAUAAAUGUAUACUAUAUGGCAGGUGAAUAUUGCCCUAGUGGGCAAAAUAUUUAUCAAAUGUAACAGUUGACAAUCACAAAUUUCUUCUGUGUUAUGAAGCUAGCAGAAUAUUUUGUUGCAAUAAAUAUUUUACAACCUUUA
Pecten maximus is the source of this 1783-nucleotide messenger RNA. RefSeq names its product snRNA-activating protein complex subunit 3-like. The transcript has 9 exons. Gene Ontology annotation, cellular component: snRNA-activating protein complex. NCBI's taxonomy places the organism in Eukaryota, Metazoa, Mollusca, Bivalvia, Pectinida, Pectinidae. Gene Ontology annotation, molecular function: bent DNA binding; RNA polymerase III type 3 promoter sequence-specific DNA binding; core promoter sequence-specific DNA binding. Gene Ontology annotation, biological process: snRNA transcription by RNA polymerase III; snRNA transcription by RNA polymerase II. The coding region runs from base 28 to 1188 and encodes 386 amino acids. The record is from RefSeq and is a predicted model, not a curated record.